Messenger RNA from Ogataea philodendri, 2757 nucleotides. RefSeq lists its product as uncharacterized. NCBI's taxonomy places the organism in Eukaryota, Fungi, Ascomycota, Pichiomycetes, Pichiales, Pichiaceae. The record is from RefSeq and is a predicted model, not a curated record. The transcript has 5 exons. The coding region runs from base 1 to 2757 and encodes 918 amino acids.
AUGUCUGUGCGGAACAGUCUUGCCAAAGUCUGCUUGGUAGCGUCUCCCUUGAGCUUCUUGAGGUUCGACUCCACUUGGGUACCACGAGUUAAGUCUGGCAACCUUCUCCAGUCUGGUAGAUUGAGGCAAUUGGGCGCCGAUCUGUUUGAUCAGGUACUCGUCGUUCAAUCUUCUUCUCAAACGCCAGAAGAAGAACCGACGAGCGUUGCUCCACUCCAGCUCCUUACGGAUGGUGCCCUUGGCCACCAUGCGUCCAGCUCUGUCGUGCAGGUCGGCAAAUUGCACGGAAAUCUGAGCAUAAAUAGGAAGCAAUUGCUUCUGUCUCUCGCUCAGUUGUUUGGCCAAAGUAGUCUUCUCCUCGGCACUGAUACCUUCGGUAGCAAUCUGGGCACGCAAGCUCUUGCACUUGUCAUCCAGACGGUUCAUGUUGAUGGUUGGGUCAACAACGACCCACGAUCCACCUCUCAGUUCUCCGGUUGGCGGGAUGUAUGUGAAGAUUGGUUGCUUGAAGUCCACAAGAGCGUCCACAAUAUAAGCUCCGUACUUGAGAACCUCGUUGUACAUGUCUCUUUGACCACCAGAGAAUCCUCUCCAGUUGGCCAGAAUCAUCAGUGGCAACUGCUCACCGUUGUUGAAGUCACGGAUGGCUUGAGCAGUCUUGAAGGCCGAGUUUGGAUACCAAACUUGACCGGCUUCUUGCACCAACACCUCGGUAGAAUCUUGGUUGGCGGGGUCGGCAGGAGUCAGAUUCUCCACAGCUCUGGUCUCCACACCGAUAACACCCAUAGGAAUACCUCCAAGACGGGCUCUACCAACAACAACUCCCUUGGCCCAUCCAGACAAUGUUUCUUGGAAAGAGCCACGGUCGAACAAACCGGCCUCGAAGUCGUCCUCGGUACUUCUACCUUCGAUCAACCAUCUGACGUCGUAAGCCUCGUUCUUGACUGGCUUGUCGUCGCUGGCAGUCAAGUGAGAAACACCAUUUCUGUACAUGAUCUGUGUACCACCAAGUUGCAAGUUGGAAGAGUAGACUUCUCUACCAAGAAUCUUGUUGAUGGCUGGAGCACCGGUCAAAAUGAUAGGUUGACCUUCGACUUGGAUAGCUCUUUGACCAAGUCUAACCAAGUAAGCACCGAUACCAACAGAUCUGCAGGUAACCAGAGUGAUGGUGAAAAUGUCUUGGUAAGCUCUGGAGGUGGCACCGGCAAUCAAACCGGACCCCUUCAGACACUCAACACCAAGACCUUCCUCCAUACCAAUGAUGGCAGUGAUGAUAUAACGUUCUUCACCGUUCUCAACAACUCUCUCGGUGGUGACACAGCUGCUCUUUCCGGCCUUGUCAAGAGCCUUAAGGUCCUCAGAAGUCAAGUACAAGUAGGUGAAUCCCUUGCUUGGGUCUGUUGGAUCGUUCCAAUUAACCUUGUAAUAUGGCAAGAGCUCUUCGGCAAUACCAAUUCUGGCACCAGAGUUGGCAGAAAGGUAGACUCUUGGGAUACCCAAGCUUCUAGCAUACUCAGUGACCUUGUUGAAGAAACCGUCCUCUUUUGGACCAAAGGAACCAAUCUUGAAGGUGAUGUCGUUGGCAACAACGGCAAUCUCUCUUCCUCUUGGAUACUCUGGGGUUUUGGCGGUGAUCUUGAAAGCCACCAUACCAAUGUUAUUUGCACCAGGCUCUCUUUCAACCUCAGUCAAACUUCCCGAAUCGUCGGUGAUCAGCUCAACGUACUUGAAGAUGUCUUCAUCAGUGCACAUGAUUCUGAUCUCUGCACCAGUGACUCUCAAACGCCAAAGUCUUCUUCCAAAACGUUCCAAGAAACCACCAAAGGCACUCUCAACAUCUUCAGGAGUAAUGUUGAACACAGCACCGAAAUUGAUGAAGAUGUGGUUCAAGUCGGUGUUGGAGGUGUCAAUGAUCUCCAAAGCGUCCAAGAUAUCACUCAUCAAUCUGUGUGCUUCAGAUGUCAAGUAAUCUGGGGCAGUGAUGUCAUCUUUGAUAGAUCCAGUACGGAUGAUACCUCUGGUGAAGUAUCUCUUGUCAACUCCCGAAGAGUUCUUUGCAACGGCUUCGUAGACAUGGAUAUUUCUGUUCUCGGUUUGCACAGGCUUGAUGUGGAAGUUGGACAAUCUACCCAACUCCAAUUGGAAAGCAAGUGCUGGCUCAAUGUGUCUGAUCACUUCGUCUUCAACGUAGGCACCAUCGGUAGCCUUGUAGGUGAAGUAUUUCGGAUAAGAACCGACUUUGUCACCGACAACAAAAGUGAUUCUUCUAAUCAGAGCAUCUUGCAAUUCGUGUCUGUUGAAGUCGAUGAUUCUGGCGAUUUCUUCCUGAACUUCCUCCUCAGUUUCGUAUCCCUCGGUAGAACCAAUGAAAACGUUACAAACGUUGAUUGGCUCAGAGCUUUCACUGACGGAAGUCAGUUCCAGACCUUUACCCAAGAUCUCGUCAACAUCAUCAAUGUGGGCAGCAGGAACCAGAAUACCGGUUCUGAGAGGUUGAGAGUCAUCUUUGUUGAUCAUAAAGGUCAGAUCAGAGACGGAAAGAGCUCUGUUCAUGGAGGAUGGAGACUUGACGUUACGCAAGGCCUCAGGAACGGAGUUGUAAGCAGCAGUGGAAAGGGCUGGCAAUUGAAAUCUCCAUGCAACAACUGGGGAAGACUUGGUCGAAGUAACGUGGUGCUCGACUUCAGUAACAGAGUAAGCUCUGUAAGCUCUUCUGAUAUAAACCUCAGCGGCAGCAGCAGCGAUCCAUGGGUCUGA